AUGGGUACAACAAGUAAAAAAACAACUACUUCUAGUAGUACAACAACAACAAAGAAAUUAACAGCAUCAGCUGCAGAAAAGAAGAAGAAUGAAACAACAACAACAACUACUACGUCAACGACAUCAUCAUCAACAACAAAUAAAAUAGAAGAACAAGUAAAACAAAUAUUUGAUGAAUGUCAAAGAUCAAUGACCACACAUAAACGAUCGAUGGCUAUUCUAAUGUCGAUCCUACACAAGUGUUACCAACAUUCAUCAAAAUCGGCUGCGAUCUUUAACAAGGUCAUAGAAGAUGUUAUCGAUCGUGUAUUGGUACACUUUACAAAAGAAGCAUCUAUCGAAAGAAUAUGCAGAUUCUUUAGUACUUUUAUCAAUGCCAUUUCAUUGCGUCGGGAAAAUGAAGAGGACAAUAGUGGUGGUGGUGGUGGUACUGCUGAAGGACAAUUGGUACAACAGAUAAAAUAUCCACAAGAGAUAUUGGAUAUUCACGAAAGAUUUAUUGUCAGUAUUCUAGAGUUUCUAGUGUCAAGAUCACAAUCCAAAGAAAAGGCGGUUAGAUAUAGAUCGACUAUGCUCAUUGCCGAUAUAUUAUUGGCGUUGCGUGAAGACUAUGAAUUCGAAACAACUCUAUGGGACAGUUUGACAUCAUCACUUUUAUUGAAGGCCAAAGACCGUAUCCCCGCCAUUCGUCGUCAAUCCAUCCAUUGUCUCUCACGUCUCCAAGAUACUUCUGAUCCCAAUGACAUUGUUACUACCACUCUACUUUCAAUGAUGUCUCAUGAUACUUCUCCAGAUGUAAGAUUAACUUCUGUAUCUUUUAUAAUGAUUUCUAAAAGAACAUUAAAGGCCAUUUUGGAAAGAACAUUGGAUCAAAAUACCAGUGUUAGAAAAGAGGCGUUUAUGACUAUUGCCAAGCGAAUCGAUGCUCGGUGUAUCCCUGUGCCAUUGAGAAUUGGUUUGGUCAGAAAUGGACUCAAAGAUAGAGAGGCAAGUGUAAGAGAAGCUUGUCUAUCAAUGGUUGUUGAUUAUUGGCUUGAAAGAUUAAAUGGAAAUUUAUUUGAUUUAUUAAAAUUCUUUGAUGUCGAAUCAUAUGAAAAGGAAACGGAAACUACAUUGAUGGAAAUAUUUAAAAAUAAGAAGGGUGUACCCUAUUUAAUGGAUCAUUACCUGAUGAUUCCAAAUGAUUGCCAAAAUAUGACAAAGGAAGAAGCUAUCUUUUUCCGGGUACUUUGUCAAUACUUGCAUCAGGAAAACAAAAUCGAAGAGAUGGAUAUGAUCUUUUCAUCAAUACUUGAAUACAAUCAAUUAUUAAUUCAUUAUUUAAUUACAAGUAAACAACUGCAACAACAACAACAACAACCUAAACCCCAAGAAGAAGGAGAAGCAGAAGAGGAACAGGAAGAGGAACAAUUGGAUGGGACGUUGGAAUUAGAAGAUAGAUUCUUUCAAGAAUCACAAAUCAUUUUAAUUGGAAAAUAUUUAGAUUAUUCUGAUCAUGUUGGAUGUACACAAUUGACAGAUUUAAUUAGACAAUUUUUAUUAUCUUCUUCGUUGGAUGACGGACAUUUACAAUCAAUGUUGGAUGUACUUUUCAACAUUAAUAUUGAUCAACCUGCCAUCUACUUUUCGCUGCUUGUUGGGGUGUUGUCUGAACUCGAGCAGAUCCUCAACCCGGAAAACAGCAGUCCCGACGACCAACAACUCUACGAGUUGGAAAAGAUGCAAUCUUCAACCAUCGAACAGCUCUCUGACAUUAUCUCACAGAGCCACCAAAAAAUAGAAUCUAUCAAACAAGCCAACAAAAAGUACAUCCCACCACAGGCAAAAGAAGAGAUUGAUCAUUGUAAACGAGUCAUCAAAGAUGCUCAAGAAAAAGUUGACAUGUUGGAAACUGAUAGAGAUAUUGUCUUGCAAGACAUUGAUCUCAUUGAAUCGUCAAAGAUUGUCAUUGAUAUUAAAAAUCUACAAAUUAUUAUUCAUUUAUUACAAAAUCAAAGAAAUACAUUUAAUAAUCAAAAAACAACAAGUUUGAAAUUAAGAGAUUUAAUAGAGGGUCUAACACAACAGGCAAGAGUUAGAUGCGACCGAUUUGAUAGUAUCAAGGUAUUGCCAUUGGUUAUUCGUAGUGUUGGUUUAUACGCACUGGCAAAUGUACAGUCGUUGCCAAAUGCCAUUCAUUAUCUUGAAUCAAUGUUGGAAACAUACAGAGUAUUGGAUUUCCCAUCAACCAAUUCCGAACAUGAUGUUGAUCGAUUGGAUGUAUACUCCACUUUGGUGGAAAUUACAUUUGACAUUAUUUUAUGGUACAGUGAAUCAUUUAAUCAAUAUUUUGUAAUUGACAAACAACUAAAAGAAAAAGAACAAGAAGAUGAUGAAAAUGAUCAACAAGAGGAAGAAGAAAAAGAGGAAAUUACAACAUUGGAAAUAAUUAUUAAAAGAUUAUUUAAACUAUUAAAAUCAUUUGUAGAAUUGAAUAAUAAUCAAUCAAAUGAUAAUGAUAAUGAUAAUGACAAUGAACAAGAUCAAGAAACUGUAAAGAAUAAUAGAUUGAAAAUCAUUGAAAAACUUGUGGAAGGGUUUUCAAAAUCUAUUAUACAUCAAAUCCUAUCAAGAAGAAAUCAAGAUGAUGAUGGUUUGGAGAACCAAAUAAUGGUGUUUUUAUUUACACUAUUCUUUGAUCCCAAGCAAUCAUCAAACUCUACCAACAAACAAAUCAUAUCACAUUUUAUCAACCUUUAUAUUUUUACUAAUAAUAAUAACCAAAAUAACCAAAAUAAUAAUAAUAACCAAACUACAACUACUACUACAACUACAAUUCAAAAUAAUAUACCAAUUUCAAAUAGAUUAUCAUUGAUUCAUUCAACCUUUUUACCAAUCAUUAGAAAUAUUAGUGAUCGUCGUGCAACCGAUGUCAUGACAACUGGAAACAGUCUGGUGACGGUCGUCCAAUUUUACCAAUGGAUGGUGAUUAGCAUGUUGGAGAAAUGCGAGAGUGUCGUGGGGAGACAGAUCAGCCAGUCACUCGUCAAUCUCCAGCUUGUCACCCUCCUCACCAACCUUUCACUCGAGGCAUUGGCAAACACUAAAAAGGCCAAUGUCUUGGUCCGUCUCUUCCAACAGAUAAAGUUCACCAAUGCCCGUCACGUCGACGCCAACCAAAUCAAGGAACUGGUAUUCCUCUGCGACAAGAUGACCAAUGAAAUCAAAGCAAAACUAUUAUACAACCAACUCUCCAAAUAUCGUUCCUCUCUAGUUGAUCUAAUCAAUCAGGUUAACAAAUUGAAUGGUAUUAGUAGUAGUAAUAGUAAAAACACAGAUGAUGAUGAUGAUGAAGAUAAUGACAAUGGCCAAAGACAUUACUUGGAGUUACCAGAGACUAGACAAGAAGCUCUCAUUGAAAUGAUUGACCAACAUCAAAUCGAUCAUGAUGAUUUCUAUAUUGCCAAGCAGAAUCAAGAGAAAGAAACCAAUAAUGGUAGUAAAAAGAAAAAGAAAAGUAUUCGAGCAUCUUCCUCAUCUUCAACCAACAACAUAACAGUUCAGGCUAGAAAAUCAACCACCAAAACUACUACUACUACAACAGUUGUACCAGGAAGUGCCAAGAAAACUGGUACACCUGCCAAAAAGAAAUAUGAAAGUGAUAGUGAAAGUGAAGAAGAGGAAUAUUCAAUCUCAUCAGAUGAAGAAACUGAAGAGGAAUAUGUAUCAUCAUCCUCUGAAUCAUCCUCUGAAUCAGAAGAGGAAGAGGAAUCUGAAGAAGAAUUGGAAUCAAAGGUAGUCAUUGUUAAAAAGGAGCCAAAACAAGUUACCAAACAAUUAUCCAAACUUUCCAUACAAUCCACCACUAAACAACAAGACAAAGAGCAAGAUGAAGAUGAAGAGGAAGAGGAAGAGGAAGAGGAAGAGGAAGAAUCUGAAAAGGAGGAUGUUGUAGUAAAAAAGAUGAAUAGUCUUGAUAUCAAGAAAAAGAAACAAGAAAUAGAAUCUGAUGAGGAAUCAGAAUCUGAAGAUGAAGAUGAAAUAGAGUCGGAUUCAGAGUCUGAAUAUGAAUCUGAUGAGGAAUCACAGUCAGAGUCGGAGUCGGAAUCUGAAUCUGAAUCAGACAAUGAUAGUGAUAAAGAGAAUGAAAAGCCAUCCAAUAUACCAAAAAAUGUACAAUCCAAAACUAAACCAGUUCAACAAACAAAACCAUCAACAUCCACAUCCACAUCUACCAAAUCAUCAUCAUCAUCAUCGACGAAUAGUAAUAGUAAUAGCAACAGUGGACAAAGACAAAAACUACUAUCAAUGACUAGAGGUAAUAGAGCUAGUUUAAAUAAAGUACUUCUUGAUUUGGAAGUUUUUGAUGACACCAGAUAUUUUUUAAAAUUGGUUAGCUUACCAAUCGUCUUGGCUCAAAUUAAUGUUCUCCUGGGAACUCCCAAAAAAGAGAUAUUAGAAUACUCGAAUGGGGGACAGAGUUCUAAUCAACCUGAAUCAUCAUCUAUUCAGUUUCAAGGGACAUUAGGUUCUAGAAUAGAAUCUUAUCAAAGAUCAAAUGAUUAA
Molecule: messenger RNA, 4545 nt
Organism: Cavenderia fasciculata
Lineage: Eukaryota; Evosea; Eumycetozoa; Acytosteliales; Cavenderiaceae
Exons: 5
Coding region: 1-4545 (1514 amino acids)
Biological process (GO): mitotic chromosome condensation
Cellular component (GO): condensin complex; condensed chromosome
Source: RefSeq, a predicted model, not a curated record